GACUUUUCUGAGCCUCCUUUCACGCAACGAUUACAGGAAGCUAUAAGACUGCCUCUCUACCUCAGAAAGUUGAAUUGUGGAACAAAAUGCUACCGCAGACUUAUCCCUAAUCAUACAAUCGUCAUGGCUGAACCGGUGUCAAUCAUCGCUGCCGGAGUUGGCAUCGCUGACGUUGCUUUUCGAGUCAUCAGCUAUCUCAAGGAUGUCCAAAAGGCUGUAGAAAGCAUCGAGGAUGAUAUUUCAGGCUUGAUCAAUGAAGUUGAAGGCUUGAAGCAAGUGCAUGGGCAUUUAGAACAGGAAUUCCUCAAGAACAUCACCAAUGACGCCUUAGGAAAGGAAGAAAAGAUGCUGUGGUUCAACACAGGUCAGGCGCUACAGAACGGUCAGAAGCUUGUCCAGAAGCUUGAAGUCUCCGUGAGGCAAAUCUACGGCGACAGUCGAUCAAUCACCGGUAAAAGGGACGGUCUAAUGAAACAACACCGGAAAAGGGCAAAGGGAGGAGUCAUCUCUGGAUUUAGGGACCAGAUCGGUACUUAUCAUGGAGCCUUACAGAUCUGGCUUAGCUGUAUUGACAUGUACUCGACUCGAGAAUAUCGCGAGAACCAAACGGAGCAUCUUAAACAGCUAGCUCAUUUGAUGCAAGAGCUCGAAAGCAAACUGGAAGACACUCAGUUGCGUCCAUACCGAACCACGCCAGCUUCCUUAGUAUACAAUGACUUCACUUCUAUCUCUCUGUCGGUACUUAAUCAAAUUGGCAAGUCAAUCAACAGCCUCGGGAACAGCGUUACGCAUGGUCAAUCGAACACGAAUAAACAUUUCGAUACGCCCAAACCCGUCGAGACAUUCUACACCGGCCGAGCAGAGCAGGCAGAGCAAUUAGGCAACUGGAUAUUGCCCCAAGCAUCUCAGAGUAAGGCCAGAUCAUCUGAAAUGACACACGAAAAGCAAAAACGCUUCGUUGUUUAUGGUGUUGGAGGUUCAGGUAAAACACAAUUCUGUUGCAAGUUUGCAGAGGAUAAUCGAGAUCAUUUCUGGGGUGUUUUUUGGGUUGAUGGAAGCAGCCGUCACCGUCUCAAACAAACCUUUUCCCAUAAUGUGUCAAUAAUUGGGGGCGUAGAGGCAAACGAGAAUGCCGCGCUACAUUGGCUAUCAAACCUUAGUGAACCCUGGCUGCUCAUUAUUGACAAUGCUGAUGACCCUGACCUCAAGCUUGAUGAGUAUUUUCCACGAGGAAAUCGGGGACAUGUCCUCAUUACAACGCGGGACCCAGUCAAUAAGUCAUUUGGGACGGUCGGUAACAGAUUCUUUGAGUUUCAAGGAUUAAAUAAGGAUGAAGCAAGCUGUCUACUUCUCAAUGCUGCUGGACAAAUACAACCAUGGAGUUCCGCCAUGUCCAAUGUCGCCACAACCAUUGCGAAAACACUUGGAUAUCUUGCUCUGGCGAUCACCCAGGCAGGCAAAACAAUACGACAAGGGUACUGCAAGAUUCAUGAGUACUUGGAUUUCUAUGAGCGCCAAUGGAUAAAGACGAGACAAAGGAGACUAGCCGUGAAGGAGAGAGAUGCGGUGGACAAUCUGAGCGUCAUCACAACCUUUGAGCUCAAUCGCCAAGCUAUAAUAAAUAUCCGAGAUAAGGAGGCUUCCAGAGAUGCACUACAGUUACUCAACACUUUUGCGUUCUUGCACAAUCAAAACAUUCGCUUCGACAUGCUAAGAAGAGCAAUAACGAAUUCAAAACUUGAGAGUAUUCAGCAAGAGGAAGACAAGGGAAAUGAAGCACAGAGUCGUGCCACUAGUCCACCACCUGACUGGUCAACAUGGUGGAAAGAGACCUCGUUCAAGGUCCUAGCCUUUAUCUAUAAAAACCGAAGCCCACUCGUUCUCCCUAGUGUUAUCCGAGCCGGUCGAAUAUCGGAGGAUUUUGACUCUGAUCGUUUACGUCUUGCUCUUCGGCAGCUCACGCGAUUCUCACUAAUCUCACACAGCGAGAUUACUGACAGUUACUCGAUCCACCCCCUUGUUCACAAGUGGGCACGUGAAAGACCUGAUAUGAGUAUUGCAGAGCAAGGGGUUUGGUCCGAAGCUGCAGCGACACUGCUUGCGCAUUGUAUCUUGAUACCGCCUCUUGGCAACACAAUAGAGGACGAGGGUAUUCGAAAAUACCUCCUACCCCAUAUCGACCAUGUACAUGAAUGCCAGACGUCAAUAGAUCAACGCAUGCGAGACAAGCGUAUGGCUCGAAUGAGACCAUGGCCUGUAUUCGAGGGUGGCUUUAACCGAGAGAAAGCACUAAUGUAUGCGAAGUUUAGUAUCGUUUACGCCCAAAAUGGACGCUGGGAAGAAGCGAAGAGACUUCAGGUAGCGGUCAAAGACUUCACAAUGCAGGUUUUGGGCUUGCAAAAUGCCAUAACUCGUCGUAUCACGCUAGCGCUCGCAGGAACUCUGUACAAUCUCGGUCAGAGUGAUGAUGCUGCCGCUCUGCAUGAACAAGUCCUAGACGCUUGUAUGGCCCAUAUGGGUACUGACCACCAUGACACACUGGUGGCAAAGUGCACACUUGGAGACUCCCGAUAUUUGCAAGGUCGCUUUAGCGACGCAAAAAAGUUACAGGAAGAAGCUGUUGCUGGAUUGACAGAACUACACGGCCUCCACCACGAAGACACGCUCAAUGCCAUUGAUUGUCUUGGGCGAACGGUUUUGAUGUUUUACACAGAGGACUCCAUCAAGAAAGCUCGGGAACUUCACUUUAGGGCUAUCGAUGGAAUGAAAACGGUGCAUGGAGACGACCAUUUGCGCACCCUCAUAGCAUGCGAAAACCUCUGUGCAACCGCUGUGCGAAGCGGUGAUCAAGCUCAUCUCAACCAUGCCCACGAAAUGAUGAAUGAAGUGGUUGAGAUAAGAAAAGAGAAGCUGGGCAGAGAGCACGGAUAUACACUCCUCGCUAUGACGAACUUAGCCCUCAUCAAGAGUGGUUUGGGCAACCCGGAAGAUGCCGAGGAGCUAAUUCUUGUGUGUUUACCAAUUGCUGAGCGUAAUCUAGGCAUCGAUCAUCAUGCUUGUCUUUGGGGCCGCUAUCAUCUCGGGAAGAUAUGGGUGCAGCAGAAAAGAUGGGGAGAGGCAGAGCAACAGCUCGUCGAUGUCACGGAACGACAACGCAAUCUUCUUGGGGGUAGGGGUCAGUAUCAUCCGGAUAGACUGGGCGGGCUUGUAGAGCUGGCUGCGAUAUAUAACGCGCUUGGAAAAGUAGAGGAAUGUAAGAGGGUGGUGGCUGAGGCGCUGCACGGGUUUGAGAGGAUUAGCACGACUGAGCACCCAGUUGCGAAAAAGUUGAGGGGGAAUAUGGAGAAGUGGAUGGAAGAGAGGAGGAAGAAAGACGGAACACAUUUGUUGACGUCGACAUAA
Molecule: messenger RNA, 3402 nt
Organism: Cucurbitaria berberidis CBS 394.84
Lineage: Eukaryota; Fungi; Ascomycota; Dothideomycetes; Pleosporales; Cucurbitariaceae
Product: tetratricopeptide repeat domain-containing protein
Exons: 4
Coding region: 124-3402 (1092 amino acids)
Molecular function (GO): protein binding; ADP binding
Source: RefSeq, a predicted model, not a curated record